Conger conger (European conger) is the source of this 2147-nucleotide messenger RNA. RefSeq names its product zinc transporter ZIP1-like. Gene Ontology annotation, biological process: zinc ion transmembrane transport. Lineage: Eukaryota; Metazoa; Chordata; Actinopteri; Anguilliformes; Congridae. Gene Ontology annotation, molecular function: zinc ion transmembrane transporter activity. Gene Ontology annotation, cellular component: plasma membrane. The transcript is spliced from 3 exons. Bases 317 to 1261 code for a protein of 314 amino acids. The record is from RefSeq and is a predicted model, not a curated record.
AAAUAAACACGCGGAAUCGAUUGCUCCUGAAAUGUAGUUAGUUUGCACGAAUUGCAUCAAAUAUGUAGGGAUUGUCGUGAUCACGCUUAGCUACCCCGAGCAUGUUUAAAAGCACAGGAUGUCGUUUUUCUUUUUCUUUUUUAUAUAUCUGUGCAACUGCGGCUUAUUGUCAGAAGUAUUUUCACGUUGUUUUGAUUUUUGGUUUCUGUUAAUUUGUCUAUUAAUUAGGCAUUAAUAGCUAGUUAAGGUCACCUAGAGAGCGAAACAACUCGUGAAAACACUCUCACACGGAGAGUUGUUUUCUUUGCAGUCCACUAUGAAUGCUUCUUCAGACGCGAUGUCCGGACCAGUGGUCAAGCUGGCAUCGAUGGCCGGGUUGCUGUGUGCCACUCUGGCCUGUGGCAUCGCCCCGCUGUGGGCCGUUAAAGGAUCUGGGAGGUGCAUCGCCGAUUCAGCAGCGCUGGAUUGGGUGAGCUGUUUUUCGGGCGGGGUGUUCCUGUCCUCCUGCCUCCUAGAGUUGGUGCCCGACUCCCUGCACUGCCUGCACGAAGCCUUCCUCAGCCUGGAGAUCAGACUUCAGUUCCCACUCCCAGAAUUCCUCCUGUCCAUGGGCUUCUUCCUGGUCCUGGUGAUGGAGCAGAUCGUCCUGGCGUACAAGGACCAAUCACGAGCCGCCAAGGAAGAGAGGUGGGCCCUGCUGAUGGAGCCCAGGGUCCAAUCGCAGCAAGGCCAGUCCCCCAGGGCCGGGGAGGAGCCAGGACCUGGGGGCGGGUCCCACUGUGACUCCGCCCGCCUCCAGGAGGACCCCGGCCCCGGAUUGGCCGUGGGCCCGGUCGCCCUGGUGGUCUCUCUCUCGCUGCACGCGGCGCUGGAGGGGUUGGUGGCAGGGCUGUGGACGGACGGCGGGUGGGCCCCGGGGCUCUGCGCCUCCCUGCUGCUCCGCCGGUGCCUGGCGGCCCCCAGCCUGACGCUGCACCUGAGCCGCGCACGGCUGCGUCCGGGCCUCGUCGCCGGGUGCCUCCUGCUCUUCUCCCUCGCCUCCCCGCUGGGCGUGGCCCUGGCCGGGGCCUCCGGCCCUCUCGCCGCACCCCGCCUGGCGAGCUCCACCCUGGGGGGACUGGCGGCCGGGGCCUUCCUCUACGUCACCUGCCUGGAGGUCCUCCCACGCCAGCUGGCCGCGCCGCGGAACCGGCUCCCCAGGCUGGCUCUGCUCCUCGCCGGAUUCACCGUCUUCACCGGGACGCUGUUCUUAAAGACCUAGAGCUGGGCCGGAGGGUCGCGGUGUCUGUCAGUUUUAAAUGGUAAAUAGAAAAUGGUUGGCCUUUAUAUAGCGCCUUUAUCCCUUUACAAUUGAUGCUUCUCAUUCACCCAUUCAUAGACACACUCACACACCGACGGCGAUUGGCUGCCAUGCAAGGCACCAACCGACUCGUUAGGAGCACUUGGGGGUUAGGUGUCUUGCUCUGGGACACGUUGACACACCCGGGGUGGGAUCGAACCGGCAACCCUCCGACUGCCAGACGACCGCUCUUAACAUCAAGGCCUAAGCUGGCUGCUGAGUGGGUGGAAGUGAAACCAUAGAAAUAUGCUGACACGGCGAGUAAAGCUUUGAUCUUGAGAGAGGGACGCCAUCUUGUGGCUGGGGUUUUGCGAGUUUUUUUUUCUUCUUCUUUCGAUUCAUGGUAACAUCUAUUUGAUUUGAUACUGAUAAUAUCAUAUUUACCCUAUCAUGACCUUUUCUGUUUUUUUGGUUUUUAUUUAUUAUAAUUCCCUGUCCGUCUGGCUUUGUAAAACAUUGUUGUGCACUCUGUUUAUGUUUAAAUGGGGUUUUCUAGAUGUGAGAUAAACUCUACUUUGUAAACGCUGUGGGGGAAAUACUGAUUUUGGCUCUUCCAGAAGUAUAAUCCUCUCACUAAUAGCUGCGCCUUUUUCACGUCAAACACGUGUAGUAGAGCACUACAGCCAAAGCGAUCAUUUUCAUUAGUCAUUAAAUAGUUGUUGUCUUCUCACUGGAACCAAAAAUGAAUCAAGCUAAAGCUAAUUUGUCUAUCAACUGACAAUGCUGGGGGUGUGUUUUGGGUGUUUACUAACACACAGCCAGAGGCAAUGAUACAAAAAAGAUUAUAUUAAAAAGCAACUGCUGUGUA